UGUCAACAUGAAGAUUCUAAAACGUGGCCUUCAAAAAGAUGCUUCAGGUUUUGUAAGAUUAAUUUGUGAGGAAGAUGAGGAUAUGUGGCACGUUUUUAAUCUUAUUAGAAUUGGUGAUGUUGUUAGAAGUUCAACUAUGAGGAAAAUAACCAACGAAACGGCAACUGGGUCAAAAACUAGUCAACGGGUUCAAAUGAUUUUAACCAUUUCGGUCGAAACAAUUGAUUUUGAUGCAACUGUAUGUUCCUUACAUUUGAAAGGCAAAAAUAUCCAAGAAAAUCAACAUGUUCGUCUCGGUGCUUACCACACUUUAGAUUUAGCUUUAAACAGAGUCUUUACUUUGGAGAAACAAUGUUGGGAUGCAAUUGAUUUACACAGGCUGGAACUUUGUGCUGAUGUUGCUAAUAAAGCUGAUGUUGCUGGAAUUGUUAUGCAUGAAGGUCUUGCCAAUAUUUGUUUAAUAAGCUCUUCAAUGACUAUUGUAAAAUCUAAAAUUGAUAUGCAGAUUGCUAGGAAACGUAAAGGACUUUCCCAACAACACGAAAAAAGUUUAAAUUCGUUUUUUAAUGCGAUAACUGUUGCCUUUCUUCGGCAUGUUAAUUUGGAGCAAAUAAAAUGUGUAGUAAUUGCAAGUCCAGGCUUUUUACGAGAACAAUUUAUGGAAUUCUUUUGGCAAUAUGUAGAGAAAGAAGGGCUUAGACAAACAAUUUUUCCACAAAAAAGUAAAUUUAUUUUGCAUUCAUUAAAUGAAGUCCUUUCUGAUGUUGCUGUUAGUCAACGUUUGAGUGAAACUAAAGCACAAGCAGAAGUUAAAGCACUCAACACAUUUUUGGAAUUAAUGUGUACAGAUCCACAAAGGGCUGUUUAUGGUUAUAAACAUGUAAUUUAUGCUCGUGAACAGCAAUCUAUUGAAACUUUGAUGGUAUCAGAUUCUCUUUUUCGUUCAAAAGACAUUACUCAACGAAGAAAAUAUGUUCAAUUAGUUGAAAGAAUUAAAGAACAGGGUUCUAAUGUUCUCAUUUUUUCUUCACUGCAUGCAACAGGAGAACAAUUAACUCAAUUGACAGGUGUAGCAGCAAUUUUGCGUUUUCCAAUAGCCGAUUUGGAUGACGAAGAAUUUUGGGAAGAGGAUUAUGAAUUACAAAAACAAGAAAAUAAUGAAGAUAAUAAAAGGAUAGAAAAUGGUAGGGGAAUUUAG
Meloidogyne enterolobii is the source of this 1198-nucleotide messenger RNA. Lineage: Eukaryota; Metazoa; Nematoda; Chromadorea; Rhabditida; Meloidogynidae. The record is from the annotation of a GenBank genome assembly.